This is a messenger RNA of Nannospalax galili (Upper Galilee mountains blind mole rat), 722 nucleotides long. It is a transcript of the gene Lsm3, whose product is annotated as LSM3 homolog, U6 small nuclear RNA and mRNA degradation associated. Gene Ontology annotation, cellular component: precatalytic spliceosome; U4/U6 x U5 tri-snRNP complex; P-body. The transcript is spliced from 4 exons. Lineage: Eukaryota; Metazoa; Chordata; Mammalia; Rodentia; Spalacidae. Gene Ontology annotation, biological process: mRNA splicing, via spliceosome; P-body assembly. The record is from RefSeq and is a predicted model, not a curated record. Gene Ontology annotation, molecular function: RNA binding. The coding region runs from base 102 to 410 and encodes 102 amino acids.
UAAUUUAGGGCUACUUCCGGUGUGUCACAGCCUCACGUUUCCGGGUGCGAAAGCGGUCUCCUAUUCUCGCGAUAGGUGGGAAAGGGCGCAGGGUUUGAAACAUGGCGGACGACGUGGAUCAGCAACAGACUACCAAUACAGUAGAGGAGCCCCUGGAUCUCAUCAGGCUCAGCCUGGAUGAGCGAAUUUAUGUGAAGAUGAGAAACGACCGAGAGCUUCGAGGCAGAUUACAUGCUUAUGACCAGCAUUUAAAUAUGAUCCUGGGAGAUGUAGAAGAAACUGUGACUACGAUUGAGAUCGAUGAAGAAACAUAUGAAGAGAUAUACAAAUCAACAAAACGGAAUAUCCCCAUGCUCUUUGUCCGGGGAGAUGGUGUUGUUCUGGUUGCCCCUCCGCUGAGAGUUGGCUGAGACAAAGAAUUGAGCUUGUAUAGGAAAUUGGAGACGUACAGUUGCCUCUUCAAAUCUACAAAGAGAGAAGCCUGCACACAUUUUGAUAGUAAGAAUUGAUCUAAGGAUUCUUCCACCCUGAAAAAAUUCAUUUUGCAAGUAACUCACAACUUCUUAAGCUAAAUGUCAUUUUCAGUUUUCUUCAGCCCUCCAGUAAAUGUAACCCCAUGGUGCCCUUCUUCAGGAAUCAGUUUGCCCCGUUGUUCUUGCAGUUAGUUUCUGAUGGUUUUUCUUUAAAUUAAAUUUGAUGUUCCCUUUUUUAUUUUGUUUUAA